UAUGGUUUUAUACACCUUGGUAAAAAUAAAUGUUUCCAAGUUUCCGAGGAUACAGUGAACGCAGCAACAUUAUCCACUGGAGCCGGUUCAACACAACAAUGGAUGUCUCUCAUGAAAUAAAUUUGCUGGUGCAGGAGAUUCAGCGACUCGGGAGUAAAAAUGCUGACGGUCAAACCAGCGUGAAGUUUGGGGUCUUGUUUAAUGACGACCGUUGUGCCAACAUCUUCGAGGCGUUGGUGGGGACCCUGAAGGCAGCCAAGAAGAAGAAGGUGGUCACCUUCCAGGGCGAGUUGCUUCUCCAGGGUGUCCAUGAUAACGUUGAUGUUAUCCUGCUCCAAGAAUGAGGACAAAGUUUGGACCAGAUGGGCUUCUCCUGACUGUGGGUCAUACUGAGUCCUUUCAAAUACUGAGCUUUCGCAGCAUACUGGCUUUUCACUGAGCUUCUGUUUUCAUGUCCCUUCAUUCAUGUGUGAGGCUCAGUAUUUUAAUGACCAGAUAGAUUAGAUCAAACAGUGUACUUACAGACUCUACUGGCUUGUCUGCUUAAUAUUUCAUCUGAUUUCACUGUCAAGCAGAAUCACAAAAAUGUAUUUGAGAAGAUUUUCGGUUUUCAGGGGCUGAAUAAAAGCCACAUUCAUAGUUUCAGAUGACAAGGAAAAGUUCUGCCUUUCUCGGGCGCUGCUGUUUUAUCAACCACGGGUCUGACAAGUCAUUUUUAUACACUUUUAAGACUAUAAACGCACAAAUCAGGACUGUAAUAAUUUGCGCACAGCAUUCAUUUGGGUAAUUUUUGUUAAAUUCUGGGUAGAAAUUACUGUGUAGGAUAACCAUCACAACCGUACGCCUCUCUUGAUGGUGUGAGUGUCAUGAUAAAGGACGCACAAAAAAAGAUUCUGACUUGAUUUAGCGACUUUUCAUUUUUAAUUCGAGCACUCUGAUCUUGACAAACUGUUUGAAAUAGACACUUGUUUUUAAAGCUGUGCUAGGAAAAUUCUCCCUUUAUCAGCCUCAGAUGGCAAUGGGACAAAAACAUCAUGUAAUAUGAUGAAGUAUUUUCCGAUUUAAUCUAGUGCAGCUUUAGGACAAACGGGUAGUGAGCAUCCGUCAACAUUGUCACCAGAAUGGCAGUGCAAUUAAUUGUUUACGUGAGCCAUUUAUACUACCUCUAGUGGACUUUGUAAAAAGAUGUUAUUAGACCUGUGCUUCUGGAAAACAACUCCUUCAUAGAAAGUACAAGACAAGUGCUUUUCAGGAAAGACUUUUGCACCUUUUUGUACUCACUGAAAUCUGCUAAAGUAGUUUUUAUUCCACCUUUUUAUAAGGGGUCAAUAAUGAACUUUCCUCUCCUAAAUGAACUCCAAAACUUGCCUUUCGGAUGGCGAAUGUAUUUCUUGUGCAAUUUUUAUUAGUGUAUAAUGACAGUGAUUGGUGCCAAAUGCAAAAGAUGAAUUUGUAAUGUUUCUCAGGACCAAAUCGACACAACCAAAAUAUGUUUAAUAAUUGUCCUGUGGCUUAAAUUAGGUGUCUUACUUGCGACACAAGGUGUGCAUUUAUAGUUUUAUUAGUUUGUCAUUUUUAUUUUUACCACUCUUUGUUCCGUACUGUAGGUCAGAUGAUUCUUGCAGAUCAGGUGUGAACAAUUGGUUUCUCAAAACUCAUCACUGGGUGACUCACUGUGUCUGUUUUCAGCAAAAGUCCUUUUAGUAAUCUGAUUUGCUGAAAUGUUAACACCAAGCCCUCCCGCCCUCCCCCAUUCUGUUUUUUCCAUGUAACAAAAACAUAUCAGGUUAUUUUUAUUUAUUUCAUUUCAAAAUGUCCUUUUUCUCAAGUUAUCAUUUUAUUUUAGAGUGUCACAAAGAAAAAACAACUAUGUGGCGAAAACAGCUAUGUGAUUGGCUGUUAACUCAUUAGGACCAAAGCAACAGCCAAUCACGUAACUGUCUCUUGUCACUGUUUUAUGCAAGCUUUGUAAUGAAACGUGGCAUUGAUGGGUCACUGGGAAAAAUGUGUAAUGAAAUAAAACAGUUUAGGGCGAAAAGAGACACUUUGAAAUAAAAAUAAACUGUUAUCGUGAAAAGUGGCAGAAUCGGUUAAUGUUUCAUAAUCAUUAGCUGCAUUUGCAAAAUAUUGGAUUAUUUAAAAAUUUAAUCACUUGUCAUGUUUUGUCUUCUUUAUUCAUACAAUUUAUUCCACAAUAUUUUUUUUUCAUUAAUUUCAUUUUGGUAAUGUUUUGUCUUUUGGGAUACACACCAGAAUGACUGAAUAUCAUUUUCGGCCUGAAUGUAAGAUCUACUGUUGUGCUCAUCUGUAUCAUAUCUUCUCAUUGCACUUUGGUCCCGUCACCAUCCACACAUCACACAAUUAACACGCCAUAUCUGCAAGUUUUACACGACCCAUUUCACUUUCACUGCUGUAUCAACAUAGCUGAGAUUUCAGAGAUAUGAGAUCAGGUGUUGGCUGUUUAACUUGAAUUCAUUUUUUUUUCUAAAUCUUAAGACCAUCCACUUGCUUUGUGGUUGUGCUUUAAGCAGCACUGUUGGUUGAAUGUGCAGAAAGAGCUUAAUCUGUAUUCUAAUUAUGAAUGAAAUUGAAGUGUGGCCAAGAAAAGUCAGUCAUGUGAAAUGUAAUUGUUAGAAUACAAACAAUAGGGGAAGGAGAAUUUGGAAAAGUGAUGGAAAUAAUGGAGAAAAGGUAGCGUGAGAAAGAAACGUGCUGCUUGCGUCACUGUCAUUUCGAAUUAUCCUGCUGUUUCAGUGAGUUUCAGAUUGCCUCCUGAACACAAAUGCAAACCAAGUCAACAUUUAGCAAGAGUAGACAAAUCAGAGAUCAGAGCAGUGCCAAUGCCUUGAGCCAUUUCUGUGGCCUAGUGGGUUGCCUGUAUGAUGUGUUCAAAUGCGUCAUUUUUGUCUUUUGUACUGGUAACAACACAUUCCUGAAUGAACAGAGGUUUCUGUUACUGUGGGACACACUCCGAGGAAUAAAAUCUUUACACUUGAAGCCUUGAA
Messenger RNA from Scatophagus argus, 3005 nucleotides. It is a transcript of the gene abracl, whose product is annotated as ABRA C-terminal like. NCBI's taxonomy places the organism in Eukaryota, Metazoa, Chordata, Actinopteri, Scatophagidae. The record is from RefSeq and is a predicted model, not a curated record. The transcript is spliced from 3 exons. Gene Ontology annotation, biological process: regulation of actin filament-based process. Bases 30 to 344 code for a protein of 104 amino acids.